Messenger RNA from Nicotiana attenuata, 921 nucleotides. Its product is annotated as omega-amidase, chloroplastic-like. The coding region runs from base 1 to 921 and encodes 306 amino acids. The transcript has 9 exons. Gene Ontology annotation, biological process: L-glutamine metabolic process; oxaloacetate metabolic process. NCBI's taxonomy places the organism in Eukaryota, Viridiplantae, Streptophyta, Magnoliopsida, Solanales, Solanaceae. Gene Ontology annotation, cellular component: mitochondrion. Gene Ontology annotation, molecular function: omega-amidase activity. The record is from RefSeq and is a predicted model, not a curated record.
AUGAUUGUUGAUUCCUUUCUUUUUUAUCUUCAUUUUUUGUGGGGUUUCGAGAAAAAAAAGAAAUUCAAGAUUGGAAUUUGUCAGCUGAAAGUUACAACAGAGAAGAAUGUUAACAUUCUAAAUGCUCGUAAUCUAAUUCAAGUUGCUGCAGAACAAGGUGCAAGUCUUAUACUUUUGCCGGAAAUGUGGAAUUGCCCUUAUUCAACUGACAUGUUUGGAAAGUUUGCUGAGGACUUCAAUGAUUUAGACAGCGCCUCGUCAUUUCUUAUGUUAUCUGAAGUGGCUUCUGCCUUAGGAGUCACCAUUAUAGGUGGAUCGAUUCCGGAAAAGGAUGCUGGUCAGAUGUACAAUACUUGCACUGUGUUUGGACCUAAUGGAGAGUUAAAGGCUAAGCACAGAAAAAUAUAUUUGUUUGACAUAGGUAAGCCACUUCCAGGAGAAGUUCAAUUUAAGGAAUCAGACAGCAUUUCAGCAGGAGAUAAGCCUACAGUUGUUGAUACAGAUUUUGGUUGCAUUGGAAUAGGAAUUUGUCAUGAUAUUCGAUUUCCUGAACUAGCAAUGGCAUGUAGUGCGAGAGGUGCUCAUCUAAUAUGUUACCCUGGAGCAUUCAACAUGAGUACUGGGGCGGCCCUGUGGGAGCUGGAGCAAAGAUCAAGACAAGAUGAUUCUGCCUCGGCAGUAGAUAACCAGCUUUAUGUGGCAUCUUGCUCCCCAUCUCGAGAUUCAGCCAGUAGCUACAUAAUAUGGGGUCACUCUACUGUGGUUGGACCGAUGGGUGAAAUAAUUGCAACCACAGGGCAUGAGGAAGACGUUAUAAUUGCUGAUAUUGAUUAUGCUGCAAUUCAACGGGCCAGGGAAAGCCUCCCUUUAAAGAGCCAGAGGCGCGACGAUAUCUAUCAAUUUGUAGACUUGCUUGGAUAG